This is a messenger RNA of Nomia melanderi (Alkali bee), 1987 nucleotides long. Its product is annotated as short/branched chain specific acyl-CoA dehydrogenase, mitochondrial. The record is from RefSeq and is a predicted model, not a curated record. NCBI's taxonomy places the organism in Eukaryota, Metazoa, Arthropoda, Insecta, Hymenoptera, Halictidae. Gene Ontology annotation, cellular component: mitochondrion. Gene Ontology annotation, molecular function: acyl-CoA dehydrogenase activity; flavin adenine dinucleotide binding.
CUCUCUCUCUGGCCCAGAUAUCUUAUUUAUCGCGCGCAAUAAGUUGGCACACGUAGACACAUGUGUAUACAUAGUUUAAAGUACGCCGAUAAACGUAUGAGAAUUGCACACUUGUAACGUCGCGUUUAGAGUUGACGAGUUGUAAUCGAUCGCAAUAGAAUUAUGGAUCACGGAUCUAGAAAACAGCUAUAAAAGGAAAGAAAAUAAUCGAAAGAUGAAUACAGUGUGUGGAGAGCGUAAAGCAACUCUAAGAAAAAUAUGAAUACGAAAAGGAAUAUGCGUAGAGGAAUAUUGAAAAAAAUGUUUUAUCGUUUUCUCAAGUAUCUAGACAGCGAUCUUGAGUAAACAUCUGCCUAACGAAAUGUAACAAUUUACAUAAGACGCAUCAUUCGGAGAGACGUUCACGAUUACAGUCAAAAUUCUUCUUCUUCUUCUUCUUCUUAUAUAAGAACCUGUUCGACGCUCGACCAGAAGAGACUGUGAACGGAGGUUCGAGGGAGGCCGACGUUCAUAAUGCCACGAUCCAGUCAGUGUUGAUUUAGCCUGGAACCAGGCAACACGUGCAUCUCCUUUAUUCGGUUCGUCGAUUCGUCGAUUCGUUAAUUCGAUUUUUUAUUUUACACCGGAUCGGUUCACACAGAGUAUCGAUAAAAAUGGCCAUCCGGAGCAUCACCUUGAAAAUAAAUAGAAAUUCAAUGGCAUCGCUGAUACAAGUGCCACGAAAUGCAUACUUUAAAAGGUAUUUGAGUACAAGCACACCACGGAACGAUCAGUGUCCAGGACCUCUCUCUCAGUUCACGGACGAAGAACUUUUGAUGAAAGAAACUGUUAGCAAAUUUGCGAAAGAAGAAAUCGCUCCGCUCGUACGUAAAAUGGACAAGGAAGGCAAGAUAGACGAGGGAUUGUUACGAAAACUGUUCGAAAAUGGUCUAAUGGGCAUUGAGAUUCCCGAAAAAUAUGGUGGUUCUGGAUCCAAUUUCAUGUCCACGAUCUUAACGAUAGAAGAACUGGCAAAGAUCGAUGGAUCUGUUGCAGCGCUAGUCGAUAUCCAUAAUACAUUGGUGAAUUCGUUGAUUUCAAAAGUCGCUUCGGAAGAACAAAAAGCAAAGUAUUUGCCAGGAUUAGCUCAGGAUUACGCGGGUAGCUUUUGUCUAACGGAGCCUGGAUCGGGAUCCGAUGCGUUUUCCUUGAAGACUGAAGCAAAACACGUUGGCUCCCAUUACCUGAUAAACGGUACAAAAAUGUGGAUUUCAAAUUCGGACAUUGCCAAAUUAUUUAUAGUUUUUGCUAACGCCAACCCGUCUAUCGGAUACCGUGGUAUCACAGCGUUCUUCGUGGAACGGGAUACACCUGGGCUGACAGUUGCCAAACCGGAGGAUAAACUCGGAAUAAAAGCGUCGGGUACCUGCAUGGUCCAUUUUGAUAAUGUUCAAGUUCCGGAAACUAACAUCGUAGGAGAGUUUGGGCAUGGUUACAAAUACGCUGCUGGGUUCUUAAACGAAGGUCGUAUCGGUAUCGGAGCUCAAAUGAUUGGUAUAGCGCAAGGCUGCGUGGAUGCUACUAUACCGUACACCUUGGAAAGAAAGCAGUUUGGAAAAGAUAUUUUCUCGUUUCAAUCUAUGCAACACCAAAUUGCUCAAGUGGUCACCGAGCUCGAGUGUGCCAGAUUAUUGGUAUACAAUGCUGCCAGAUUAGUCGAUGCGAAAAAGGACGUUAUUAAAGAAGCCGCCAUGGCGAAGCUCGUUGCUUCCGAAACGGCUCUGCACGUCACCGCAAAGUGCAUCGAUUUCAUGGGUGGCGUAGGGUUCACGACCGACUUUCCUCAAGAAAAAUACUUCAGAGAUUCCAAGAUUGGUACUAUUUACGAAGGGACCAGUAACAUGCAGCUAUCGACCAUAGCCAAGUGUAUUCGUAAAGAAUAUUCGUAAACUUUUCAUUAUUACUCGUGCAUUUUUAUUUUUCUACUUCGUUUUAUACAUUACAGUUU